Molecule: messenger RNA, 1188 nt
Organism: Trypanosoma cruzi
Lineage: Eukaryota; Euglenozoa; Kinetoplastea; Trypanosomatida; Trypanosomatidae
Exons: 1
Coding region: 1-1188 (395 amino acids)
Source: RefSeq, a predicted model, not a curated record
AUGAGUGAGAAGGCUGAGCGAUCCGCCUCCCCCGUAUCUGAUGGCUGCUAUCCCGUCCCUCCUGCGCUUCCACCGGUAAAUAAUUCCGUCGUUUCACGGGAAUUUGCCCCUGCCGCACCCUCCGAACCCACCGGGAGCAAAAUUUCGAUACCGUACACCAGUAUGAGCGCAGCUACUCUUCCAUUGACCUCAGCUUUGAGCGGCCGCGGCGGCAUGAGUACCGCACAUAGCCGAAGGAAGGGGGGUCCCAUGACGUUGUAUGUGCGCUCAGGCAGCUGUGAUAACAGGGACUGGGCGGGCUCGAGGGAGGAAAUGAAAGGAGAAAAGCGGGACUACGCUGAGCAAACUGCGUUGGCUCACGGAGAAAGGGACCCCGUGGAAAUGAGUUCCAAUCUGAUUCGAGAAGCACUCACGAUGGGAUCAACCGUGACGCGGGCCGUCAAGGAUGCGAUCCCAGGAUUUGUGAAGCCUAAAAAACGAGGACGCAGCGUCACGGAACCGUUGGUCUUCAUUUUCUUUAUGGUUGUGUUUAUUUUCCUUUUUCGCAUUGCGGAGGAACAGAUUCAGUGGAUGAUCCGAGUUGUCACGUACGAUAAUGAACAGAAUGUCAUAGUUGCAAUAAGUUUGACGGAACAACUGCUUGAAAAGGCAAACGAGGUGAAUGAACUCAUGAAGCCAGUUAAACGAACCCCUAGUGAUGUCCUAGAGAAGGAAAAGACAAAGUUGAAGGAGAUGACCGAGUUGCAAGAGACCAGCAUUAAACAUUUGCAUUCCCGAAUGCUUUACCCAGGGCCGGCGGAGGAUGUCAAGUUCCUGGUUGAGGAACACGUGGCCUACAAAACGAACCUGGCGAAGAUGGUUAGAGAAGAACUGGAAUGGCUUGAAGAUAAAAAGCAGGAGCGACGUGGCCGUCGAGUCAACCCAGACGAAAGUGUAGUGGGAAUGAGGCAAGUAGAGAAGGAGGGAACCAAUUCAAAAGACAGAAAGCGCAUGGCAGGAUUACAGCGGCAGCGGGAGUUUUCAGAGCAACAGGCUUACUUACUGCAGAAAAGCGAGAUUACCAUGUCGAAAAAGGCCACAGGAGUCAUUGGCAUUUGGAAGGAGUAUUUUUCUUCAUACUUGAUGAAUCGUAUUGUAGCGGUGCUGGUGUUAUUUUUCCUCACAGUGUUAUAUCUUCGACUUUCGUAG